Molecule: messenger RNA, 1118 nt
Organism: Lactuca virosa
Lineage: Eukaryota; Viridiplantae; Streptophyta; Magnoliopsida; Asterales; Asteraceae
Source: the annotation of a GenBank genome assembly
GGGGGGGACACCUGCUAGCCCCUGUGUUGCCUCCGCCCUUGCAAAACAUUAUCUUUUUAAUCUUUCUUUAGAGUAUUUCUCGGCAAUAUCGAUCACUACUACUAACCAUUUAUCUGUGGACGCACAAAUACAUAGCCUAUUUUUGAAAGGGAAUUGGCCAAUUGAGAGAUAUACGUAUAAAGAGAGAUAGAGAGAGAAAGAGGGACCAAGGCGCUCCAACAGUGCUAAUGAACCUCCAUACUCGCGGCGGUGUUGAUCACACCUGGCCAUCAUCUUACAUGCCCUGGGUUCAUGCUCCACCGUCGUUGGCAUACGAGUAACAACGAUGACAGUGGUGGACCCAAGAUUCUUUUCACCUUACCAGGUGGAUCUUGCCAUUGUCAGAAACUCGUUGACUGUUGCAGAUGGCAAUCUUAGCAGUGUUUUGGACGUGAAUGGAAAUGUGUUAUUCAUAAUUAAGGACAAAAACUUUAGCCUUCACGAUCGUCAUAUCUUGCUAGAUGCAUCAGAAGCUCCGAUCCUCACAUUUCAGAAAAAGCGUGUAACGAUGCAUAGAAGGUGGCAAGCUUUCAGAGGAGAGAGCACAAGCGCAAAAGAUUUGAUCUUUAGUACAAAAAAGUCGUCAGUCAUUCAAAAACUCACGGAGCUAAAUGUGUUCUUAGCAGACAACAAAGAGGAAACCACAGGUGAUUAUAAGGUUGUAGGAGACUGGAAGAAAAGAUCUUGCACAGUCUCUUCGUAUGAUGGUGCUACUAUCCUUGCGAAGAUGCACAAUAAUCAUAUUGAUACAUGCAUUGAGUCCGAAGAGAACACAUUUGCAAUAACCGUGUCCCCAAAUGUUGAUUACGUGCUUGUGGUAGCACUCAUGGUGAUUCUUUAUGAAGUGAACAAGGAUCGUAAAAAGAAGAAAAUGAAAGGGAGCAAAUGUGGUGGUAGUAAGGAUAUUGUAGAAGAGAGUGAAGAUAGCAAUGAAGAUGAUGAGGAAGAAGACGAGGAUACAGUGGAUUCAGAUUGAUUUCUUUUCUAUGUUGAUUGUAUUUCUCUAGAAUAUAUACUCUAGUAGCUCUUUGUACCAUAUGAAAUUUCUCUACCCCAAAAGGAACAUUAUUUUACUAGUC